GUUGUGUUUGCGGUUCUGACUCCCAUGCGGUGCAGCCCAGCAGCCACAAAAUCCCCUCUGCCAUCGCGCCUAGUCCUCCCGCCGCCCCAGCCGCUGUCCAAACUCUCCGCCUGGGUUUGCGCAGCGGCUCACACACCCCUCGGCCCGUGUACGUGCUUUGCACCUGUCUGCCUGAAAACAUGUUGCAGGAACCCCAGAGCGGGGGUCUCCCAGUCCCUCAGGCCGAGGGGGAGAAGGAUGGCGGCCAUGAAGGUGAGACCCAGGCCCUGACGGUCUCGCAGGAGGCUCUGAGGCCCCUCCUGCAGGAGAGCACCAAGGAGGACCUUGCCGCUGUGAGGGAGGAGGGGGCUGCGGCGUCCGCCCCCACCCGGAAAGGUGCGAGGGCCUCGGCAGCCAAAGCCUUGACACGGCGCAGGGCCUCCCGCCGUCUGAAUCGAACGGUGGCCGAGAUGGUGCAGUUCCUCCUGGUGAAAGACAAGAAGAAGAGUCCUAUCACACGCUUCGAGGUGGUGAAAUACGUUAUCGGAGACCUGAAGGAUUUGUUCCCAGAGAUCAUCGCAGGGGCCGCAGAGCAUCUGCGGUAUGUCUUUGGUUUCGAGCUGAAACAGCUUGACCGCAAGCACCACACUUACAUCCUCAUCAACAAGCUAAAACCUCUUGAGGAGGAGGAGGAGGAAGAUCUGGGAGAUGGCCCCAGAUUGGGUCUCUUAAUGAUGAUUUUGGGCCUUAUCUACAUGAAAGGUAAUAGCGCCAGGGAGGCCCAGGUAUGGGAGAUGCUGCGUCGGUUGGGGGUGCAUCCCUCAAAGUAUCACUUCCUCUUUGGGUACCCGAAGAGGCUUAUUAUGGAAGAUUUUGUGCAGCUGCGAUACCUGAAUUACAGGCGAGUGCCUUCCACCAGUCCACCAGAAUAUGAAUUCUCUUGGGGUCCCCGAAGCAACCUGGAAAUCAGCAAGAUGAAAGUCCUGGGGUUCGUGGCCAAGCUUCAUAAGAAAGAACCCCAGCACUGGCCAGCGCAGUACCGUGAGGCCCUGGCGGAUGAGGCCGACAGGGCCAGAGCUGAGGCCAGUAUGAGGGCUAGGACCAGGGGCAGGGCCAGGGCCAGUGCUAGAGCCAGCCUCCGCCGCUGGUGAGGGAUGGUGGAAAGGUGGCCAGCGCGACCCCGUGGGUAUGGAAGCUACUGUCUUGAGUCUUAUGUAGUACAGCGAGGGUCGUUAUUUCUGUAGAAAUUGUGUAACUUUAGGAUUUAGGUUUUGUAUAUUGUUACGUUUUGUCACAUUUAAUAUACUGUUAAAUUGCUGUUUAUAAAUUGUAUUGCUCUACUUUUUUCUGUAGGAUUUUGUUAUAGUGUUGCUGGUUUUGUAAAUGGAUUGAAAAACUUUGCAUUUUAUUCUGUGAUCUUGAACAGGUUAUGCAGGACUGUAAAUGUUUUGAAGGAACUCAGCAGUAUGGUGAUCUGGUAGCAGGAAAAAAAAUAGCUAAUUGGUGUCUAGCCUCCCAACACUUUUUGUCUAUUGUAUUAAAAGAAAAAAAACCUGACUGACAUGUACCUGUGUUUGCUUAGUUAUUAUAUCUAGAGAAAAAGUGCAAUAAAUUAGAAGUAUAUCCUGGUACACUUAAUAAAUUAAGCAUUUGUCGA
Messenger RNA from Galeopterus variegatus (Sunda flying lemur), 1636 nucleotides. It is a transcript of the gene MAGEF1, whose product is annotated as melanoma-associated antigen F1. The coding region runs from base 180 to 1130 and encodes 316 amino acids. Lineage: Eukaryota; Metazoa; Chordata; Mammalia; Dermoptera; Cynocephalidae. The record is from RefSeq and is a predicted model, not a curated record. Gene Ontology annotation, cellular component: nucleus. Gene Ontology annotation, biological process: negative regulation of transcription by RNA polymerase II. The transcript has a single exon.